Effrenium voratum is the source of this 3891-nucleotide messenger RNA. NCBI's taxonomy places the organism in Eukaryota, Dinophyceae, Suessiales, Symbiodiniaceae. The record is from the annotation of a GenBank genome assembly.
AUGGUUUGCGAUCCAAGGGCAGCAACUGCAGCCGUGAAGCGGGUGGCAAGAGAAAGCCUUACUUCUGCAGCGCAGCUCUUGGAGGAUUUGCGCCUUCAGCGCGCGCUGAACGUGAUUCAUGUGAACACGGCUUUGGCUGCGUGUGGAAAAGCUCAAAAUUGGCAGAUGGCCUUGUUCUUCCUGGACUUCCUGCAAAGCCAGCUGCAGCCAGAUGAGUUCAGCUAUGGGUCUGCGAUGAAAUCUUGCGGAGCCGCUUGGGAAACAUCAUUGCUCCUUCUGAAUGAGAUGCACAGGACGGAUUCCGCAAAGACUGGCCGAGAAAUAGAAUCAGCUGCUCAUUUUACGCUGAAUUUAGGGGUUGCGGCACAAAGACUCAGCCAUUCCCCGAGGAUGACAGUGGCACCCAACGAGAUUAUCCUCAGCUCCUGCAUCUCUUGCCUCUCCUCUGCCGGUCGCUGGCAGAUGGCCUUGGAUGUGCUGAGCUUCAUGCCGACGCAGCGCCUUCGCGCAGACGUAAUUUGUUGCAACACCGCCCUUGGCAUGCCGUGGCUCAGGGCUUCAGAGCUGGCAGCCAGCAUGGCACAGCAGCUUCGAUUGGAUGUAUUCAGCUACAGCACUCUUCUACGCAGAGCGCCCUGGGCCCAGGCAGCGAGUUUGAUGUUGAGAAUGCUGAGGGCGCAAGUGGCGCCGGACAACUUUUGCUUUUCCUCGUUCGCCAUGGAGAGACCUUGGCGGUGUGCAACACUGCUGCUGGAGCAGAUGGCCAGGUGCAAGGUAGAAGCGAACGCAGUGACCUUCAAUGCUUUGGCCACAGCUCACUGGCAGACAGCUUUGGAUUCGAGUCACAGGUCAGCCACCCGUACGGCAAGCAUCAUUUCCCGAAUGACGGGUGAAUGGAGGCAGGCGACAACACUGUUUGCCGCGGCUGGACGUGACCUUUGCAGAAAUGCAUUGAUGAACCAUUUGCCCUGGCAAAUUGCGUGGGAACAACUGGAGGAGGCAGCGUCGUCAGGCCAGCAGCCAGACGGCAUGUAUCGCUCAGCUGCGCUCAGCGUGAAGGACUCAUCCUCCUGGGCCAUGGCUCUACAAGUCCCCCUGGACGCCUAUGGCUGCAGCGGCAUCUCGUCCAAGCUGGAGUGGCAGCAGACACUGCGGCUGCUGCAGGCGAUGAGACUGUCAGCAGGGCUUGAGCAUGAAAGCUCAGAAGCUGACGCGGGCUGCUACAACUCCGCGAUCAACGCAUGCAAAUGGCAAAUUGCCUGGCAGCUCCUGAAUGCCAUGCCCAUGUUCCGGCUGCAGCAGGACGACUUUGGCUUUAGUGCAGCUGUUUCGGCGGCUGAUUGGCCCUUCGGCCUCAGUCUCCUUUGUGGCAUGGCGCAGCGACGCAUUGCCGGCGGCGCGGCCUGUAAUGCUGCGCUCAGCGCCAGUGAGAAGAACUCGUUGUGGCAGCAGACCCUCGCCUUGGCGACUGCCAUGCCGUUCACUGAUGCGACCUGCAGCACGGCCAUCGCUGCAUGCGAGAACGGCAUGCAGCAGCUGGGUUUGGUCCUGAUCCAUGAAGCCGAGGCUGGGGGCAUGAUACUGCGAGCUGGCUCUCUGCUGGAAGCAUUCAGCCGUCUUGGAGUGCAAGACCCAGAGGCGAUUCACGCCGCGCUGGUGCAGGCGCUCAUAGAUGCGGCUGAAGCCGCGCCUUCGUGUAGGGACAUUGCGCAGCUUUGGCGGUCUGCGGGACUGCUAGGAGCCUGCAGUGAGAAGUUCCACAAAGUGCUCACCGGGCGAACCCGGCUGAGUGACAUGAGCUUGGAGCAGCUGGUGCUGGUGGCCUGGGGGGUGGCCGCUCUUCAGUCUCGGGUGCUGAUCUUGGAAGAGAUUCAGCUUGAGCUCCUCACACGGCUUCGCAUGCCAAGAGAUUGGCAGCUUUGGAGGCAGAACGUGCUUGGAGUUUUGCAUGCCUGCAGCUUCGCAGGGCAGCUCUCCAGCAGAUGCUUGCAGCAGUCCGCCUUGGCUUUGCGCUCCUUGGGCCAGCGGCUCGAUUCCGCCGGAGGGCCCGGCCUUGGCCCAGCCAUCCUCCGUCGGGUCCGUCGGGGCGUGGGGCCCACGGUGGAGCUGGAUCUGUCGGACCGCUUGGUGCUACUAAAGCCGGUGGACUGGGAAGUGCACGACGAGAAUGUCGAGCAGCAGGCGGCUGCUUUCCUCCGGGACAUGGGGCUGCAGAUGCCGAUCCUCGCAGACAAGGAGUUUGGGCAAGGCUUUCUUCAUCGCUUGGAUGUGCCAAGCUCUGGUCUGCUGCUGGUGGCCAAAUCCUACGAGGCGCAUUGCGACCUGUCGCUGCAGCUGGCGGCUGGGUGGCUGGAGCGAGACUACACGGCCCUGAGCCACGGCUGGGCAAGCAGACGCGAGGUGAGGGCGCAGGUGUACUGGAGGCGCUCCCCCGUGACCCGAGCUGGUGGCCGCGGAAAGCCGGCGUUGACAAAGGUGCGGGUACUGAGCCACUUCGCGCGUCCACUGGCACUAAGCCUCCUCAGCAUUCGCAUCAUGACGGGACGGCAGCAUCAGAUUCGCACCCAUUGCGCCCACGUCGGGCACCCCUUGCUGACAGACGGCAAGUACUCAAGCAGCAGCACGUACGCCAGCGAUCAGCAUUUGUCUUCUCACAAUGCCUUGCACCGACAUCGCUUGGCUUUUCGCGACCGCAAGAACCAGGUCUGUGAGGCGAGGACCUUCAGAGAGAAUUACAUGGGGUGUGCCGCGUUGCUCUCCUGCGAGCGCCAGAAAAGGCAAAUCUGGGUAACCUGUCCAGAUGGCUAUCAGCCUGACUGCGACAGUGGCUGCAUUCCCUUACCAAAAGCGGCUGAAUGUCCUGAAGAAGCACAAGACCUUAUUUCCUGGGUGCGGGCAAACGGUGGAUUCGUGGACGCGCGCUUGCGUAUUGGGAAUGGUCCGUUUGGCCGAGGUCUAUUUGCAAAGGAGGAUAUUGCAACGUCGGAGCUCCUGGUGUCUUUGCCUUUGGAGCUAGUCAUUACAGACAAGGCUUCUCCUUGUGCCGCAAUUAGGCAGCUGAGGGAUGAAUUGCAUCGAGGAAGAUGCUCCUCGUUUUGGCCAUACCUGCGGACCUUACACGGGGCAGAGGUGUUGGUACCAGACGCCUGGUCCUUUGAAGACCGGGCCCUACUGGAUGGGCUUCCUCUGCCCAAGGGCGGUUGGCAGAGCUACUCGCAGAAGUAUUUUGCAGAUUGUUUGGACGGCAACGCCGAUGCCUUGGUGCUGCGUGCCCUUCACCUCUACCACACUCGUGCGGGCCCGUUCGGCAUGAGCCCAAUUUUCGACCUCAUGAAUCACGGCUACAACAGCACGUGGCACAGUUUCGACUCCGAGCAAGGAGACAAAGGUACCUUUGUGCUCCGCACAGCCUCCAACAUCAAAGCUGGGAGCGAACUCUUCAACUCGCUGGUGAAUGGUGUUGCAUUCCGACCUGGAGUGGCACCUGGCAUGCAUUCUGAAGAUUUUGAUGGUGCACCAGAAAUCUUCGGGAGCUAUGGCUUCCUGGAGCCACCGCCUGUCAUGUGGUGGUUCCAUGGGCUGACGACUGGCAUUCGCCACGCCUGGAUGCAGAUGGACGGUGAAGGCGCAGUCCUGUGGUUUCAGACCACAGAGCACGGCCCCGGCACCAACCUCACGGCACUCACGGUAGAUGCUGCAGUGACCUUGGCAGAUCUUCAGGAGCGCGAGGAGAGACUAGCACUUGUGCUUGGCAGGAACCUUUCUUCGCAAACUGCUUCGCCGCAGCAGCUAUUGGCUCUCAAGUACCGAGAGGCCUUCAAGGAUGCCUUGAAGCUUGCCGUGAAGGCAGCUGCUGCUGAGCUUGGGGCGCGCACCAGAGAGGAGCUGUGA